This is a messenger RNA of Fragaria vesca subsp. vesca, 1114 nucleotides long. Its product is annotated as ADP-ribosylation factor 1-like. Gene Ontology annotation, cellular component: cytoplasm. Gene Ontology annotation, biological process: intracellular protein transport; vesicle-mediated transport. Bases 50 to 1015 code for a protein of 321 amino acids. Lineage: Eukaryota; Viridiplantae; Streptophyta; Magnoliopsida; Rosales; Rosaceae. Gene Ontology annotation, molecular function: GTPase activity; GTP binding. The transcript is spliced from 9 exons. The record is from RefSeq and is a predicted model, not a curated record.
CCCAAUUUGGUUUCCCUUCACAACUCUGAACUCUCUCUCUGAGAAAGCAAUGGCUGCGGCUCAAGUCUCUGCUUCUCUCUCAGUUUCCAUCAGAGAUGCAAGUGCAAUUAGCUCAGCAAGUCCUGUUCGGGUUCCUGUUUUGAAUUUCGGUAGAACUGGGACGGCCUUUACUACUGGUUCUCCUCUCAUUAUUAGGACAUGUUAUCAAAGGAAGGUUGCUGGAAGAUCAAUGGCACUUUCCAUAAGGAGUGAGCAGAGCACUAAGGAGGGCGGUGGUUUGGAUGUGUGGCUUGGCCGUCUUGGUAUGGUUGGCUUUACUGCAGCUAUUGGUGUUGAGAUAGCAACAGGGAAGGGACUUCUAGAGAACUUUGGACUCACAGAACCCCUACCUACCGCUGCCUUGGCUGUUACCGCAUUGGUGGGAGUUUUAACAGCAGUUUUCAUUUUCCAGUCUGGCUCAGAAAAUAUGGGUGGAGCCAUUUCUAGACUUGCAAAGAGGUUCUUUCCAGAGAAUGGAGUGAGGAUAUUAAUGGUGGGUCUUGAUGCUUCAGGAAAGACUACCAUCCUCUACAAGCUAAAACUAGGAGAGAUUGUUUCAACCAUACCCACAAUUGGUUUUAAUGUGGAGACUAUAGAGUACAAGAACAUUACCUUCACUGUCUGGGAUGUCGGAGGACAAGAUAAGAUAAGGCCUUUGUGGAGGCAUUACUUUAAGAAUACUCAAGGACUUAUAUUUACUGUGGACAGCAAUGACAGGGAACGAAUCCCAGAAGCUCGCAAUGAGCUUCAUCGUAUUCUAAGUGAGUGUGAACUAAGUAAUGCAGUAGUCCUGGUCCUUGCUAAUAAGCAAGACCUUCCAAAUGCUAUGUGUGCUACCGAGGUUGCUGAUAAACUCGCACUCCACUUACUUGGUCAACGUUCCUGGUACAUCCAGAGUACCUCUGCAACCUCUGGCCAAGGACUCUAUGAAGGCCUUGAUUGGCUAUCUAACAACAUUAGUGCUACCAAGAAAUGAUGUAAGGGACUUCAAUGACACUCAAACUAGUCAAAUUGUGAUUUCAUAAAGUUCGGUGGAAUCAAAUUUGGUUGGCAAUGUAAUGUGAUCAGUUCUUCA